UUGCUUCUUUUGUUCAGCUGAUCCCGCAGCCCUUCCUCCCCAGCGGAGAACUUCCCGCAGUCCAGAAAGCCCCUAUAAACUCGACACCCCAAGGUUCACUGGCCACACUUCACCUUUUCCAUUUCACGGUCAAUCAUUCUCCACUGCACGCUCCACUGAAGGCAGCUUUGCAGUGGUCAGCUUUGGACUUACAAACUAUUUGCUGACCCGAGGCAGCGGUGCUGGGAGGAGGGACAGGUCUGGGGAGGCAGGGAAGGUCUCCUGCUCCUGCCUUGCUUUUCUUUCUCACUCCAUCCCUGGAGACCAGAAGGCCACGUUAUGAUCCAGCAACAGCUGAGACAGCUCCUUCCAGAGAGGGAGGUGGAUCCUUCUGCCGCCCUUGCCCUGCUCGGCAGCUCGGCAGCAGCUGUGGUGGUCUGGAAAUGGCUGGGCAAAAGGCAGAUCCAGAAGAAAAUGGAAGAGGUUCGGAGGACCCGGGAUGAGGGUGUGAAGAAAAUGGCAAAGGCUGUCCAGCAGUUCAGGGAGCAGGUCCCCAGUGUCCAGACAGAUGCCAUCCUGUCCCUGUCCCUGCUGGAACUCACUGAGAAACUGCGGGAAGGGUCUCUGUCCCCCAGGACUGUCCUCUACACCUACUUAGAGAAGGCCCUGGAAGUGACCCAGCAGACAAACUGCUUGCGACAUUUUAUCCCAGAGUGUGAGGAGCAGCUCCAGGAAAUACAACGGCAGAAGGAGAAAGGGCUGCUCUAUGGCAUCCCUGUCAGCAUCAAGGAUCACAUCAGCCACAAGGGUCACCUGUCAACCUGUGGGCUUGUGCAAUGCCUGGACACUCCGGUGCAGGAGGACAGCGUCCUAGUCAAGGUUUUGAAGAGUCAAGGGGCCAUCCCAUUUGCAAUGACCAACGUGCCGCAAUCCCUCUUCAACUACGACUGCAGCAAUCCCAUCUUCGGCCAGACCUUGAACCCUCUCAACCACCAGAAGAGCCCUGGGGGCUCCUCGGGAGGGGAGGGAGCUCUGAUCGCAGGGGGAGGCUCCAUCCUGGGCAUCGGUUCGGACGUCGGUGGCAGCAUCCGCCUGCCAUCCAGCUUCUGCGGGCUCUGCGGGCUCAAACCCACGGCCGAAAGGCUCAGUCUGUCUGGAGUGAGUGGCUCAGUCAGUGGGAUCCUGGCAGUUCCUUGGGUGCUGGGGCCGAUGGCGAGAGAUGUGGACAGCCUGGCCCUGUGCAUGAAGGCGCUGCUCUGUCAGGAGAUGUUCCAGCUGGACCCCACCGUGCCCCCCAUGCCCUUCGAUGAGGACGUGUACUCCAGCUCUGCUCGCCUGCGGGUCGGGUACUACGACACCGACGGCUACUUCCCACUGCCCCCCUGCGCGCGGCGAGCGGUGCGGGAAACGCGGGAGGCUCUGCAGGCAGCUGGGCACCAGCUGGUGCCCUUUUCUCCACCACGGAUCCACUAUGUCAUGACUGAACUGUUUUUGAAGACAUUUUUUGCUGACGGAGGCCGUGCUUGGUUGGACUUGUUCACAGGAGGUAUUGUAGAUCCAAGCUUGAAAUCACAGGUGAAUUCCUGCAAGAUCCCGAGGCUGGGGAAGAAGCUGCUGGCUCUGAUUCUUAAACCUCUGUUUCCCCGCCUGGCUGACUAUCUGAGCGCCUUAGGCGGAAUGAGGUCAGUGAAGGAGAUGUGGAAUCAUCACCAUGAAAUAGAGGCGUACCGCACCGAGUUCAUCGCCCGGUGGAGGGAACUCCGGCUGGACGUUGUGCUGUGCCCUGUCCUGGGGCCUGCCUUCACCACGGGAUACGCCGGGAAACUCCUCACUGCCAUCUCCUCCACGAUGCUGUACAACGUCUUGAACUUCCCCGCUGGGGUUGUGCCCGUCAGCACAGUGACAGAAGCUGAUGAGGAAGAGCUAAAGCUUUACCAAGGAUACUGUGAUGACCCCUGGGACCGGACGCUGAAACAGGCCGUGGCAGGAGCCGUGGGGCUGCCCGUGGCCGUGCAGUGCGUGGCCUUGCCGUGGCGGGAGGAGCUGUGCCUCCGGUUCAUGAAGGAGGUGGAGACCCUCGGCCGCGAGAAGAGAGCGGCAUAGCCUCCGCAGUCCCACGCUCGCAGGGCCAGAGGCAAGGCGAAACGGACAGCGCUGCACGACUUCUCUUUUGCAACUGGCAGUGCAGAGAUUACAGCGAGGAGGGAAGGAGGAAGGAAAAGCCAUUUCCUGACCCUCCUCCUUGCCAAUAAGCACAGAUCCUGUAAGGAACCAAGAUGCCACGCAGAGGGCAGCAUUGGCUUAAGCUGGGUUCAAAUGAUGCUAAAUCUAUGAACUGCACCUUCCUGGAAGUAUGGACAUGGAUGGGGGUUCACCCUCAUUUUCAUCUAUGCUGCCCUCUUGCAGAAGCAGCAGGGUGAUGCUGAGAGAAAAGGAUUACAAAAGCUCAAUAGUAUUUUCUUGCUGGCACUGGAGUAACUUCAUAUGGAUGUAACAAUGGGCUGCCCUGUAAGGAAUACAGCCAUGUCUACCCUCCCCAUCACUGUAUUUUGCUCACAAAAAUAAAAAUAUAGCUGUUAAGCAACUCA
Messenger RNA from Aquila chrysaetos chrysaetos, 2567 nucleotides. RefSeq names its product vitamin D3 hydroxylase-associated protein-like. Gene Ontology annotation, molecular function: amidase activity; fatty acid amide hydrolase activity. The transcript is spliced from 15 exons. Bases 319 to 2082 code for a protein of 587 amino acids. Gene Ontology annotation, biological process: fatty acid catabolic process. Lineage: Eukaryota; Metazoa; Chordata; Aves; Accipitriformes; Accipitridae. The record is from RefSeq and is a predicted model, not a curated record.